Striga hermonthica is the source of this 1800-nucleotide messenger RNA. The record is from the annotation of a GenBank genome assembly. Lineage: Eukaryota; Viridiplantae; Streptophyta; Magnoliopsida; Lamiales; Orobanchaceae.
AUGGCCGCGGCUUUGGAGUGCUGGUCGAGCCGGGCAAGCACCGACGAGGACAUGGUGGAGCAGGUCCUGAUGCGAACCAACGACAGAUCCGAGUGCCCGCCGGAAAACAACCCUUCCUCCUCCUCCUCAUCAGCAUCUUCCGCAUCGGCCGCCGCCGCCGCCGCCCUCCGGGAGUCCUCCGCCUUCCAGAAGCGCUUCCAGAGGCUGAGCCGCAACGUAUCGGAGGCCAUUGCCUCGUUUAAGAACACUCUGAACCUCGAUUCGCCUCGCGAGCCGCCGGUUUCUGGCCCCUCCGGCUGCCGGAGGCACGUGUGGGGAAGUGUGGUGCGGAGCUUGACACAGCUGUAUCCCGGCAGCCAGCUGCCGGAGAAGUUGGUCUCCAAUAUCCGCAGGCACUACGAUUCUUUGCCCCUCAGCUAUGCACAAGCUGGAUUUGAAAUGAAAGAUGUAUUUCUGCACAUGAAAUUGAUAGAACAAGCAUCGGCCAGUGACCAGCCAGCGAUUAUGAUCCGGGAUAUGUCGGAUGAAGAAGGAAAUGCAAAUGCAAAUGCAAAUGUGUUUAAGCUUACAUUUGCUUGUAACUCUGCUAUUUCAUGGCCAUCCAUGUCUGGGACAUUAGAUAGUUCUUCAAUUUGCUGCAAGAAGUUGCAGAUCUUUGAGAAGAAAGGGUUCACUCUUGGAGUUGUUGUGCUGUCAGUUCAGGCGGGACAGGAUAAGGCGAUCAGAACCCAGAUCGAGAAUGCACUUAAAGCAGCAUUAAAAAGACCAAAAAACAAUCCCAUCAAGCUCCCCUUCGGACUCUGUGGAUGCCAAGAUCAGAGGACUAAAGGGAGAGAUCCGGUGGCCAUAGACGAAGAUUGCAAUGCCGAUAAUAAUAAUAACGUGCAUGGAGGAGAGAAUUCAGAAUCAAUGCCUCGGUUAAUCAUGCCUUUACCCGAUGACUCGAUCGUGGUCUCUGUGGACGAGUGGCAAACCGUGACCUCUGGUCGAGAUGGGAUCGGGAGAUGGUUGCUAAAUCACGAAGCUGUUGAAAUUACAGAUUCGAUUGGGGCGAGUACGUUCAAGGGGAUGUAUAAGGGCAAAAAAGUCGUGAUCGAGAAGCUUAAAGGAUGUGAUAAAGGAAAUGCUUAUGAGUUUGAGCUGAGGAAAGAUUUUUUGGAGCUGAUGACGUGCGGGCACAAGAAUAUCUUGCCUUUUCAUGGUGUUUGUGUCGAUGAGAAUCAAGGAUUGUGUAUUGUGACCAAGCUGAUGGAGGGAGGAUCGGUUUAUGAAUUGAUUCUGAAGAACAAAAAGCUUCAGAUGAGAGAUAUUCUGAGGAUCGUGAUGGAUGUUGCGGUGGGAAUCAAGUUCUUGAACGAUCAUGGAGUUGCUUAUCGGGACUUGAAUACACAGAGGAUACUGUUAGAUAAACGUUUGAAUGCUUGCUUAGGAGAUAUGGGAAUAGUUGCGGCUUGCAAUAGUGUUGGUGAGGCUAUGGAGUAUGAAACUGAUGGUUAUAGAUGGCUAGCUCCAGAGAUAAUCUCGGGCGAUCCAGAAAGUGUAACCGAGACAUGGAUGAGUAACUCGUAUAGUUUUGGGAUGGUAUUAUGGGAAAUGGUGUCGGGGGAGAUAGCUUAUUCAGCUUAUUCGCCAGUGCAAGCUGCAGUCGGGAUAGCAGCCUGUGGGCUCAGGCCCGAUAUCCCAGAAUCUUGCCCACAGAUCCUCCGGAAUCUCAUGAUAAACUGCUGGAACAAUUGCCCCUCAAAACGCCCGCAAUUUUCUGAAAUCAUUUCAAUCCUGUCGAGCCUCAGCAAACAGUAG